This is a messenger RNA of Myotis brandtii (Brandt's bat), 550 nucleotides long. It is a transcript of the gene A3GALT2, whose product is annotated as alpha 1,3-galactosyltransferase 2. The transcript has 6 exons. Lineage: Eukaryota; Metazoa; Chordata; Mammalia; Chiroptera; Vespertilionidae. Gene Ontology annotation, molecular function: hexosyltransferase activity. Gene Ontology annotation, biological process: carbohydrate metabolic process. The record is from RefSeq and is a predicted model, not a curated record. Gene Ontology annotation, cellular component: vesicle; Golgi apparatus; membrane. Bases 152 to 550 code for a protein of 132 amino acids.
AGUCCCACACCAGGCCGGGGCGUUCGUCCCUGCCUGCUCCUGUGGGUGUGGUUCCAGAUGGCCUGUAACUGCUUUGUUCCAGACACAGGGUCAUUUGCUUCCCAGCUGAGCUGAGAGAGUUCUUGGAAGGCUGUCCCACCAGCUUCUCAACAUGGCUCUCAAAGAGGGACUCAGGGCCUGGAAGAGGAUCUUCUGGUGGCUGAUCCUGCUGGCAGUCAGCUUCUCAGGGCUGCUCCUGUACGGGCUCCCGGCCGUCAGGCACCUGGAAACCUUCAUCCCCAUGGGCACCUGCCCUUUGACCAGAAUGCCCCUGCUGAGAGACAACUUCACAGGUCUCCUGCAUCUCUGGGCCCGGCCUGAAGUCCUGACCUGUACCUCCUGGGGGGCCCCCAUUGUUUGGGAUGGCACUUUCGAUCCAGAUGUGGCCCAGCAAGAGGCUAUACAGCAGAACCUCACCAUUGGGCUGACGGUCUUUGCUGUAGGCAGGUACCUGGAGAAGUACCUGGCGCGCUUUCUGGAGACAGCCGAGCAUCCAGAAACCCAGGCCUGA